UUGACUACAGUAACUACCAAUGUGUUGUUAUUGGUUCUAUGAACUCGGUUUGCUCACACUGUAAGGCAUUAAAAUACAAAAACGAAGCCAAUGGAUUGUGUUGCGCAAAUGGUAAAGUGAAAUUGAUACCAUUGGAUCCACCACCAGAACCAUUGUACUCAUUGGUUUCAGGAAUAGGAACAGAUUCUAUACACUUUUUGACAAAUAUCCAACAAUAUAACAAUUGCUUUCAAAUGACUUCAUUUGGGGCAACAAAUGUAGUUCGGGAAAAUUUUAUGCCAACUUUCAAGAUACAAGGGCAAAUAUAUCAUAGAGCAGGUUCACUGUUACCAGUGUCAGAUAGCGACAACAAAUUCCUGCAAAUUUAUUUUAUGGGCAAUUCACCACAAGAAAUUGAUCUGCGUUGUGCACAUAACAAUUUAGUAAAGAGGUCUAUUGUAGAACAAUUACAAACUUUAUUUCAUCAGCACAAUCAAUUGAUUAUAUUGUUUAAAACUGCCCUGGAUCUGAUGCCAUCCGAUAAUCACAAAAUUGUAAUCAGAGCUGAUAAAACACCUGCAGGUCAACAUACAAGACGUUUUAAUGCACCAACUAUUGAUGAAGUUGCUAUCGUUGUAGUUGGAGAAAACUUGGAAUCCCGUGAUAUUUUUUUACGUCGUCGGAAUGAUCAAUUACAACGUAUAAAGGAAACACACCGCUCAUAUGAUGCACUGCAAUAUCCCAUUAUAUUUUGGCAAGGUGAAGAUGGCUACGAUUUCUCAAUAAAAAUGAUAAAUCCCAUUGCAGGUUCUGAAACCAACAAAAAAGUCAGUUCAAUGAACUAUUAUUCAUACCGCCUAAUGAUUCGGGAAAAUGAAGAUAAUCACAUAUUGAAAUGUCGGCGAUUAUAUCACAAAUAUGUUGUUGACAUGUAUGUUAAAAUUGAAACGGAAAGAUUAACAUUCAUCAGGUUGAAUCAAACCAAACUCCGAUCUGAAGAGUAUAUUCACCUUCGAGAUGCGAUUAAUACUGAUGGAAAUGCACAGAAUGUCGGUCGGAUGACUAUUCUUCCAGCAACAUACAUCGGAAGCCCUCGGCAUAUGCACGAUAUGCUCAAGAUGCCAUGUCGUAUGUUCGUCAUUAUGGUACAGCAGAUUUGUUCAUCACAUUUACAUGCAAUCCGCAAUGGAUAG
Molecule: messenger RNA, 1172 nt
Organism: Aphis gossypii (cotton aphid)
Lineage: Eukaryota; Metazoa; Arthropoda; Insecta; Hemiptera; Aphididae
Exons: 3
Coding region: 39-1172 (377 amino acids)
Source: RefSeq, a predicted model, not a curated record